Messenger RNA from Schistosoma curassoni, 1002 nucleotides. NCBI's taxonomy places the organism in Eukaryota, Metazoa, Platyhelminthes, Trematoda, Strigeidida, Schistosomatidae. The record is from the annotation of a GenBank genome assembly.
AUGGAUCAGCUUGGAACAACUACUGCCUUGAUGAAUACAUCUUCCAAUGUUGGAAGUAGACCAGUUUCUGGAUCUCCUCGUACACCUGGUUCUGCUGGUAGAUCAAAGGUAUUCGACCAAAUAUUUUUGUCACGCGUUGCCGUCGUCGGGUCUUUCACGAUUUAUAUUGGUUACAAUGAUAUCUUGUUAGUUCAGUUAUUCUGCUCAUCUGUUCCGUCAAAAUACGUGUUAUUGUCUCUGUGGACGGAUUCUAUAAUGUAUAGAAAGGCUGGGAUUGCAUCAAUUAAAAGCAAAUCGCUUGCUCAGUCGAAGUACAAAGAAAAAAGUGAUGAGUUAGCAGGAAAUCAGAUAACAACACUAUCACGACAGUUUGAACAAGUUCGUCAGUCGCUUGAAUUAUUUGCGUGCAAACACGGGAACAAGAUUAAAGAGGAUCCACAGUUACGUUCACAAUUUCAAGCAAUGUGUAGUAGUAUUGGUGUUGACCCUAUAGCAUACAGUCGUGGGUGUUGGUCAGAAGCAUUAGGUUUGGGGGAAUUUUACUACCAUCUAGGUGUGAAAAUUAUUGAGGUAUGCAUGGCUAACCAAAAACACACUGGAGGCAUUAUACCUCUGCAUGAAUUGGUAUCUCUAUUAAACAAAAACAGAACACGAUAUGAGUCUGAAGUUAGUGCUGAUGACGUAAAAAGGUCUAUCAGAAAACUGCGUUGUCUAGGAACAGGGUUCAGUCUCAUUAGUCUAUCUGGUGGUCGGUUAUUGGUCCAGUCGGUUCCAGGUGAAAUGAAUAUGGAUCAAACUUUGGUGUUGGGGCUCGCAGAAAGUUCUGAUAGUCAUGUAACAGCAUCAGCCGUAAUAGAUAAAUUUGAUUGGACUAAAGAUCGUACAGACGCUGCCUUUCGCCAUUUAAUGCAAGAAGGUAUUGCAUGGGUUGAUGAUUUAGAUCCUUGUGGUGAAAGAGUAUUUUGGUUUCCUAGCUUAAUGGGCUCAAUAAUUACAUCAUAA